This is a messenger RNA of Asparagus officinalis (garden asparagus), 1124 nucleotides long. Its product is annotated as ran-binding protein 1 homolog c-like. Gene Ontology annotation, cellular component: nuclear pore; cytoplasm. Gene Ontology annotation, biological process: nucleocytoplasmic transport. Lineage: Eukaryota; Viridiplantae; Streptophyta; Magnoliopsida; Asparagales; Asparagaceae. The transcript is spliced from 4 exons. Gene Ontology annotation, molecular function: GTPase activator activity. Bases 90 to 764 code for a protein of 224 amino acids. The record is from RefSeq and is a predicted model, not a curated record.
UUUAUUAAAACCCUAGCUGUACAAACUCCACACUCAUCUCCGCCUAGAGAUCCCCCACACUCGCUCUUAAAACGACCAAAUCCUUUGCCAUGGCGAGCUCCGACGCCGAUCGCAGAGACGAGGAAGAAUCCCACGACACCGCCACCGCCGCCGCCAACGAGGAGGAGGACACCGGAGCUCAGAUCGCCCCGAUCAUCAAGCUCGAGGAGGUCGCCGUCACCACCGGCGAGGAGGACGAGGAGGCCAUCCUCGACCUGAAAGCGAAGUUGUAUCGGUUCGAUAAGGAGGGGAACCAGUGGAAGGAGCGAGGUACGGGGAGCGUGAGGCUGUUGAAGCACAAGGAGACCGGAAAGGUUCGGCUGGUUAUGAGGCAGGCCAAGACCCUCAAGAUUUGCGCCAAUCAUUAUGUAUUUCCGACGAUUAAGAUGCAGGAGCAUGUUGGGAAUGAUAAGUCUUGUGUUUGGCACGCGCCUGAUUUCUCUGAUGGGGAGUUGAAGGAGGAGAUGUUCUGCAUUCGAUUUGGAUCUGUUGAGAAUAACAAGAAAUUUAUGGAAACUGUUGAAAGCAUUGCUGAAUCCCUUAGUAAGAGCGAAGAGAAGGAGAACACAGAUGCAACAGCUGCAGCCGGUCUGCUGGAAAAUUUAAACGUCCGUGAAGGUAAAAGCGAUGGUAAGGUCCCAGAGGCCGCGGCUGCUGCAGCUGCAGAAGAAACGCCAAGAACUGAAGCAAGGUCUGAGGAAGCAUCUUCGGCAGACAAGGCCUGAUUGAAUCGAAGUUUUCAGCAGAAUAUUGUCGGUCUGUGGCCUCACCUUCUUGCAUAUGAUGGGUUCGUAUCAGUUUCUUGGGCUUAUUCAAGGUUUGGUUAGGGUUUGCAAGCGAGGAAUAGUUUGUUGAGUCGGGUGGGAUUUUUUUCGAGUAAUGAUCGAACAAGAAUAUGGGUUCUGGUUCAAGGGAUGCAUGUAGUAUCUGGUUGGAUUUUGUCGUGUCAUCAUCAACCACCGACAAUUGUGAUGUCUUUUAUCUUUUAUGAUAUAUAUACUAUGUGAUUCUGUUGUGUUGUAUUCUUAUUACCCUAAAAGAUUGAACCUUGCGUUUCAUUCUUAUAAGAUGGUUGAGUUAUUCAA